Messenger RNA from Fulvia fulva, 897 nucleotides. RefSeq lists its product as uncharacterized. NCBI's taxonomy places the organism in Eukaryota, Fungi, Ascomycota, Dothideomycetes, Mycosphaerellales, Mycosphaerellaceae. The record is from RefSeq and is a predicted model, not a curated record. The transcript has a single exon. The coding region runs from base 1 to 897 and encodes 298 amino acids.
AUGGCCUCCGCUACUGCUACUGCCACCAUGGCCGCUGCUGGAUUCGACAAGAAAGCCAGAGACUCUUCCUCGUCUCUGCAGACACCAGGAUCUGGGACAUUCCCUUCUGAGAUGCUCAGUCCUAUGGCACCCUCGCCCAGCUUCAUGAAGAGGGAAGAUGCCUUGAAGACUCCAAUCACCCCGCCAUCGGCCUAUCUGGACUUCUUGAAGAACUACAGCUCGACUGGUCUUAUGAGUCCAGCAUCUACUGGCACUAGCAGUCGCUUCAGCUUCAACGAUAAGAGCUUCGACAAGCCUUCCGACAAAGCAUCCGAGAUCCCCAAGUCUACCAUGACACCACCAACAUCGCAACCAGCACUCUCCCGCAACACAUCCUACGACUCUAAUGUCACCGAUCAAAGCACCGCAAGCUCAAAUAGCAGUGCGACUGCACAACUACGACGAGGAUCAAGACCCGACUCGCCACGCAUCAUCAUCCCACCAUCACCGUUCGCAAAGCCCGCACCAAGAUCAGCUCGCACACCCCGGCGACUAGCAAUUCCACAAUCACCAUUCUCACCCGCACUCGGCUCCGCACAGACCACCGCCUCAAUGCCCUCUCCAUACUCAUCAACCCCACUCAGUGCUGCACCGUGGAGUGCAUCGUUCUCACCACGCGAGCACAGCGACGCAAUCAACCAACCCGGCAAGGUCCACGUCCGACAUGUCGUAACACGGACUGUGACCUACUGCCGCACCCCUCUCGUCGAACCUGCACCGCGCGGCAAGAGAAGAAAGCUCGACACCGACGAGGCCGACUCGAAAGCUUCGUCACAUAAAGCUUCCUCGGAAGAACCGCCUAUCAAGCAGGAACGGAUAGAAGAGGUUGCGACAGAGUCGUCGGCCUCGGAAGCGUAG